Nothobranchius furzeri (turquoise killifish) is the source of this 2948-nucleotide messenger RNA. Lineage: Eukaryota; Metazoa; Chordata; Actinopteri; Cyprinodontiformes; Nothobranchiidae. The record is from RefSeq and is a predicted model, not a curated record.
CUUUGCACUCAGUCUGAAAGUUUCCAACCCCACAGAGACAUCAUGUCUGCUCUGCUCUCUUUUUUGUCAAUUUUAUUAGCCUUAGGAAAAGCAACACUACGUUCAAACGACUUGCCUUUCUCGUUGUACCUAGAUCCGAGUCGACAGGUCAAUCUGGAGUGGGGUUUUGAUAAUCCACAAGGAAUCAUUACAUUCCAACUGACCUUCAACACAACCGGCUGGCUGGGCUUUGGUUUCAGCCCAAACGGAGGAAUGAAUAACGCCGAUAUCGUCAUUGGAGGGCUUAGAUCAAAUGGGAGCUAUUUUCAGGAUUGUUAUGCCACAGGAAACGCCAGGCCUGUAGCAGAUGAUAAACAGAGCUAUGCUCUCCUCUCCAUGACUGAACAAGACGGUCAAACCAGGAUGAAGUUUCAGAGACCUAUGGAUACAUGUGAUGACAAAGACCUUCUCAUCACAGACCAACCCAUUUAUCUGAUAUAUGCCUACGGAGAAACGGAUGAGAUAAAAUACCACGGUGGGCGCCGAGGCCAGAAGCAAGUACAUCUGCUCAAUUAUCUGGUCAGGUCCCUCUCGCCUAACGCCACAUAUCUCAGUGUCAGAGUGGAAAAUAUUACCAUUCCCCCCAAAGACACCUACUAUCACUGCAAAGUUAUGCAGCUUCCCGUCUUGGCCACAAAGCAGCACAUUUAUCAGAUUGAGCCCAUCAUUGAGAACCCCACGGUCGUCCAUCACAUGCUCCUCUAUCGCUGCCCCACUUUUGUGGAGGCACCAUAUGAUAAUGAGUGCUACAUGGGACACAUAGGAGAUGCCUGCUUUGCAGUUAUGGCUUCAUGGGCUGUUGGAGGAGGGUCAUUUGAGCUUCCAGAAAAUACAGGGAUUCCUAUUGGAGGGAAUUACAGGAGUCAUUUCUACAGGCUGGAGAUCCAUUACAAUAACCCACAAAUGAAAUCAGGAAUCACAGACAGCUCAGGACUAAAACUCUACUACACAGACCAACUCCGACAGCAUGAUGUGGGGAUUUUAACCACAGGUGUUCCGCCAAUGUACCCCUUUCAGUACAAAAUCCCUCCUAAAAUCACUCAGUUCCACACUUAUGGAGUUUGUAAUACUAUUAACUUUUCUCAGCUUGUGAAUAAAACACCUGAUCUUCAAGUGUUUGCCGUGCUCCUGCACACCCACUUGGCUGGAAGGAAAAUCAGAGUUGGUCAUUUCAGAAAUCAACAGCAAAUAGACUUUCUGGGUUUGAAUGAAAACUACAACUUUGACCUGCAACAAAUUGUCUCUUUGGGGAGCCUUAAAACAAUCAAACAGAGUGAUGAUAUUGUUGUGGAGUGCACCUACAAUACUGAAAAUCGCAAUCAAUCCACCAAGAUGGGUUUAUCCAGCACUGAUGAGAUGUGCUUGGCCUUCUUGCUUUACUACCCUGCAAUCAACAUCACAUCUUGCAUUAGCCACCCAAAUACAUCGCUUUUACCAUCUUCAUAUGACCUCAUGUCGGGGUUUCAAGGCAACACUGUUGAGAACUUGUUGAAGACCUUACCACAAAUUCAGGUCAUCUCGGAUGUAGAUGGCAAAAUGUUUAUUGAUAAAAACAGUGUUGUCAAGGACUUGAUGAAGACUCCCACCGCUGUUUGUAAGGAUUCAGGAAAUCCAGGCGCUGGAGCGACGAGAUUCCACACGACCUGGAUUAUGAACACAGGAGCAAUUACACUUUUACUAUGCUGGAUCAUUAUAAUGUAACAUAUCUGCACAAACAAUACAUCACUGUGCAAUUUUUACAAAGAAUGUAUUUUUUCUGAACUGACCAACUUGGAAAUAGAAUAUAAAUUUUGUUAGCAAUAAUAGAUAUAUCGAUAAUUUUACUAGGAUUUUAUUAUAGUUUCAGUUGCCUGAUUUUAAAAUGUCUUAAAUAAGAAGCAAUUGUUUUUGUUCUGUUCCUUCUUUCUUUAACACUUGAUUUUCUAGUCCACAUUUUCCAUGAUUGAAUAGCCAAUGCACACCAGCUGUAAUUGAUGUUAUCAAAAUGCAAUUUCUAUGUUUUGCUUAAUUGUAAAUAUUCACAUUUAUUAACGCUGUAAAAUAAUCCAGCAUAAUAAUAUCAAUGGAAAAAAAGCGGUGGCAUCAGUUGCAGUUCCAAAUUUAUCCACGGAGAGGCGCUACAUUUUUUUGUUAUGCUAACUCUAAUCAGAAUUAGACACCAUAACAGCGGCUAGCUCCCCCCGGCUGCUAGUUUCGGCAAUGUUGUUACUAUCAGAAUGAUAUCACAGCGGGAGAGAGGAGAACUCGCUCGGUUUUAUACUGUCACUGAUCCUACAAAGCACCAGAAAGGCUACACUGUAUACAAAGUCACUGCACGAGUAAGUAAAUAUAAGCUUUGACAAAUAGUGAAAAGCUAGCCGUGGCUAGGUAUGUUGCUAGCCAAGCUAAAGGGAUGAAGAUUCAAACACGGUUAGAAUCAGUGAGUAUAUCCUCUGGGCGGUUGUAACUUGCGAGAACACCACAGGUAGAACCUCACCGCCUUGCUAUUGCUUUGAAAAUGUUGAUUUUUAUUUUCUGCGGUGAGUUUUCUGGCUGCUAAUAACAAGAAAAGGCUGAAUAUGCAAUCAUAGAACAAUGUAACGUCAUAUGAAUGGCGAUAGAGACAAAAACAACAAGAAUAACGGAAAUCCACACGUAAUUUCAACAUUAAUUAAGUUUGCGCGUUAUUAUAGAGAUUAUAUAAAGAGGGUAGAUGAUGUAGGGUGGAUAAGAGGUGUAGAACACUGACUUGUAUAUUGUAGCUGCUUCUCUAAUUAUUGUCUCCCUAUGUUAUUAUAAUUUCAUUGUUUAUUUCUUAAUUCAAAUGUUUGCAUAUCAUUUAUUUUUCUUGCACCAAAUAUCGCAGCAGUUUCCUAAUAUUGUGAUUCUCGCACAUAUGGCAAUAAAACCCUUCUGAUUCUGAAACAAUA